This is a messenger RNA of Leptopilina heterotoma, 2536 nucleotides long. Its product is annotated as inward rectifier potassium channel 2-like. Gene Ontology annotation, molecular function: inward rectifier potassium channel activity. The coding region runs from base 287 to 2392 and encodes 701 amino acids. The record is from RefSeq and is a predicted model, not a curated record. Gene Ontology annotation, biological process: potassium ion import across plasma membrane; regulation of monoatomic ion transmembrane transport. The transcript is spliced from 10 exons. NCBI's taxonomy places the organism in Eukaryota, Metazoa, Arthropoda, Insecta, Hymenoptera, Figitidae. Gene Ontology annotation, cellular component: plasma membrane.
GCAGAAAUUGAAAAAAAAACUAAAACAAAAUUAAGAAAAAUUAUUUUCAAAAAAUUAACAUUUUUUACGAAGAAUUUUUUAAAUUCCAUGAGGAAUUGAAUAAAUAAAAAAAAUUGCAAAGUACGCGCAGAAUUUCAAAAAGCAAAGAAAGAGGGAGUGUACGAAAAUAUAUCACAAAAUCAACUAAAAAGAAAAUCGAGUGGAAAUAAUAAUAAUAAUAAUGAGUCAGUGAGAUUAGAAUAAAAAAAGUUUAAUAAAAAAAAAAAAAAGAAACAGUUUGCGGGAGAUGCCUAUUUCGCAUAAAAGAUCAUCGUCGAGUAUUAAUAAAAAAAACACUAAUGAAGAUGUGAUACAUGAGAAAUCACCAUCGCCAUGGAAUGAAUUAUUAGUGACUACCACAGUUCCUGCAACGGCAGUUGCUGUCAAAUUGUGCGAAGAUUCGCCUGAUGAAACCACAAAGGAUUCAAAUGAUAAAAAUAAACUUGGAGUAUUCAACAGCUUCCAAAGAAGAACUUUUAGCAGACUCAGUUUUAAGGGCGAAGGUGGACCACUAUUGGCAAAAUAUAAACAUGCAAAAUUCAGCUCAAAACGACUUCGAAAAAGGGUGGUAUUCAAACACGGGGAUUGUAAUGUUGUUCAAGGAAAUGUUGCAAAAAGACGAAGACGCUAUUUGCAGGAUAUUUUCACAACAUUGGUAGACGCACAAUGGCGCUGGACUCUUUUGGUGUUUUCCAUGAAUUUUCUACUCUCAUGGCUUGGUUUUGCACUCGUUUGGUGGCUCAUUGUCUACACGCAUGGUGAUCUCGAUUCAAAAAAUUACGACAAUCCCAACAUCACUUUUACACCGUGUGUCGUUGAUAUUCACGGAUUUACAAGUUGUUUUUUAUUUUCCGUCGAAACACAACAUACAAUUGGUUAUGGUUCAAAGCACACGACUGAAGAAUGUCCAGAGGCAAUUUUUAUUAUGUGCAUUCAAUCCAUGACAGGAGUUAUUCUACAGGCUUUUAUGGUGGGCAUUGUUUUUGCAAAAUUAUCAAGACCUAAGAAAAGAACGCAAACGUUACUUUUUUCAAGAAAUGCAGUUAUUUGCCAGAGGGAUGGUCAGCCCUGUCUUAUGUUUCGAGUCGGUGACAUGAGAAAAAGUCACAUUAUAGAAGCACACGUCAGGGCACAAAUGAUCAGAAAGAAGGUGACGAGAGAAGGAGAGACUCUCCCAUUUUUCCAAACCGAAUUAAAAGUCGGUGGCGAUGGGGAGGAAGAUAAAAUUUUCUUCAUUUGGCCAACGACAAUAGUUCAUAAAAUUGAUGAAAAUUCACCUCUCUACAGACUCUCGGCAAGCGAUAUGCUUCACGAGAGAUUUGAAAUUGUCGUAAUGUUAGAAGGUGUAAUUGAGUCAACUGGUAUGACAACACAAGCAAGGAGUUCGUAUCUUCCUUCGGAAAUACUGUGGGGCCAUAGAUUCGAAAAUAUAAUUCAUUUUCGAAAAGAAACUGGCGAAUAUGAAGUGAAUUAUACACUUUUCAAUAACACUUACGAAGUGGACACGCCACUUUGCUCUGCAUUGCAAUUGGACCAAGUCAAAGCCCUGCAUCAUGCAAAAGGAGAGCACAUGAGUACGGGAACGUUUCCAGCCUAUCGAGACAAUUCCAGCAGUUCUUUAACUUCCGCUUCCGGCUCAAGUUUGGCAUCAUCUACUGGUGGUUUACACAUGCAUGCACCUACACCACCCACACCAAUUCCAGUGAUGAUUACUGGCCCUGAUGACUCGCCAUCGAGACGUGAAAGCAUAAACAAUCCAAACGAUCAAAAGCUUGCGACAUUUUACACUCACGACGAGACACCAGAACCAGUGAACUUUGGAAGAAAUUCCUCCUACAAUUCAAAGAAUCAGGCAAAUGAUGGCGAAGAAAAUUAUGUGAAAGUCCUCGAGGGUAUAAAUUCAAGUCUAAGGAAAAACAGAAGAUCGAGUCUUCAUGGAAAGGAGGAGAAAAAAAUGCAACGCGAAGCAUCGAGAACAACACUAGAGGCUGUGAAAAUUGAUAGUCUACUUGGGAACAUAAAGAAUUCAUCCUCAAAUUCAACACUCGAAUUAAAACAAAUGAAGUAUUCAGAAACGCCAGAAAGGAUGCACGAGCCUCCAAAUUCCCAUCAUCUGCCAAGGAGAUCUAGUCUUAGUGAAAAAAACAAAAAUAAACAGGAUAUGCAAAAAAGGACAACAUUCGUCCUACAGGAAGAAGAUCCGUCCAGAAGUGCAGAGCACCGAAAAAAGGAAAACGCUUUGAGAAUAUCACCUCCACCACCGCCGAGAAUACCACCGAGACCCGAAAUUGUAAUAGACGUUAGGGAAAAUAUUCAUCAAACACAAUUCAACAGUCCUCAGGAACAAGUUUAAUUAUCAAAACGAGUCAGAGUACGUAAGACAAUUUUUAAAAAUAUGGUACCUGAAAAAAUCUUUUCUACAAUAUCAACAAAGAAGACAACAGUGAGUUUAUAACAACAAUGACAUAAUAAUAUACAAACAUCAUAAAACAAUUUA